Messenger RNA from Vigna radiata var. radiata (mung bean), 852 nucleotides. RefSeq lists its product as uncharacterized. The transcript has a single exon. The record is from RefSeq and is a predicted model, not a curated record. The coding region runs from base 1 to 852 and encodes 283 amino acids. NCBI's taxonomy places the organism in Eukaryota, Viridiplantae, Streptophyta, Magnoliopsida, Fabales, Fabaceae.
AUGGUGUUAACAGUUGAUUAUGUGGAAAAAAUGAAAUUACUUGAGAAGAAACUAGCUGUUGAAUUUGAAAUGAAGGAUCUAGGACAACUAAAAUACUUUCUUGGCAUAGAAAUUUCAAGAUCUGAACAAGGUAUUUUUCUAUCUCAAAGAAAAUAUAUUCUAGAUAUUCUAUCUGAGAUUGGAAUGUUGGCUUGCAAGCUAGCCGAUACUCCUAUUGAAACGAAUCAUUCUCUUACUGUAUAUCUAGACCAGAUUGAGACGGACAAGCAUAGAUACCAGAGGUUAGUAGGAAAGUUAAUUUAUUUAUCUCACACUAUACCUGACAUUGCCUAUUCUAUGAGCAUUAUAAGUAGGUUCAUGCAUUCUCCUAGUGAAGAACAUAUGACAGCACUAUACCUUAUCCUCAGAUACCUCAAAGGUUCACCAAGGAAAGGUUUAUUAUUUUCAAAAAACGAUAAAGCUUGCAUAGAAGGGUACACAGAUUCAGACUGGGCUAGAGAUAAAACUACAGGGCAAUCAACUUCAGGGUAUUUUACCUUUGUAGAAGGCAACUUAGUCACAUGGAGAAGCAAGAAGCAAAAGGUAGUUGCAAGGUCUAGUGCUGAAGCUGAAUUUAGAAGUAUGGCAUAUGUCAUUUGUGAAUUACUAUGGAUUAGAAGCAUCCUAGCUGAUUUGGGAAUCAAAUAUGAACAACCGAUGAACCUUUUUUGUGACAACAAGGUUGCAGUAGAAAUCGCACAUAACCCGGUUCAACAUGAUAGAACCAAACAUGUUGAAGUGGAUAAACAUUUUAUUAAGGAAAAGCUAGAUAAUCAAGUAUUUCAAACUCUAUAUGUUCGAUCUGAAGAUUAA